Molecule: messenger RNA, 8366 nt
Organism: Hippocampus comes (tiger tail seahorse)
Lineage: Eukaryota; Metazoa; Chordata; Actinopteri; Syngnathiformes; Syngnathidae
Gene: polq
Product: polymerase (DNA directed), theta
Exons: 35
Coding region: 433-8139 (2568 amino acids)
Biological process (GO): double-strand break repair via alternative nonhomologous end joining; DNA-templated DNA replication
Molecular function (GO): DNA binding; DNA-directed DNA polymerase activity; ATP binding
Source: RefSeq, a predicted model, not a curated record
ACACGACCUUUUCACAGGCAAAUUAUUUUAGGAGACAACGACUAAGUUAAUGCAGCAAGCAUUUUACUCAUUUGCGUUAUAGCCAACCUAUGUCAGAAGACGAUGUUUUAAGAAAUGUUAAGACUUUAGUUCAUAUUUGAAUGCGUCGAAAUCAUGCAGGAACGAUUACAUGCAGAUAUGAUUUCCCAUCGGACUGUUUUUUUGUAAAACAAGGGGAGCCAGAAUGGCGGAACUUUUGAAUUCGUAGUUUCGUGCAAGCGGGGUAUAUGUGUUUGAUCAGACAAUCGUAACAGUCCUCCGUUGUGUUUUUUUCUCCAGUUUUUUUCUACCGUCAUUCAAAAAUAAUUUUUAAACCAGCGACGAGAAACAAACAAACCGAUGUCAUGUUAAGUAACGGCAACCUUCAAACACGCUCAUCAAAAUCAGCACAACAUGAGUGCUCUUGGUGGUCCUCCUUUGAAAAGAAAAUGCUACAUGGGUCAACACAAGAUCAAGAAGAAAAAGUUCGAGGAGCCAGCACACAGUGACAACUUGUUAGAGCCAACCAAUUGUCUGCCAGGCAGAGGCGGCACAAUGGGGGGUGCGCUCGGAGAGGCCACACUGGCUCUUGAUGAAGAGAUUCUUAAUGUAAUGCAGGUGAACGACCCCGGGAAUACUGCGUCUGAUGCACAGAAGAAAGCACACGUUUGUGUAGACUCGGAAUUUCACAGUGUUCAGGAAAAUUCCUUGAAACAAAAAGUCAAGAAACCUUCUAGAAGAGCCAACUGCAAAGACCUCGCUCAGCGGCUUCUGUUCAGUGAGGACUUGGAGGAAUCACAACAGCCUGCUGGGUGUCAGAAAAGCAACAAUUCAGGACCAGCUUCUGCAUGCGUCAGAAAAUAUACAAAAAGUCACCAAGGGGAUGAAACGUCCACUUUGAGGCCGAAGCUUUGCUGUAACAAACAAGGACUUGAGAAUACGAGUGCAGGUCCAUCUCAUGAUGUUUCUGGGGACUACAUUUUGUUCAGUCCUACACACAUAGCUGCUGCUGUGAAGCGGGCUAAACUGCAGCAAUCAUCACAGAAUCAGUCCGCCUCCGUGCUGACGGUUCCCAGCGGCGUAGAGCCCGAUACUCUCAGUGACGCCUUACCUCAGCCAGGCUUGGCCUUGUGUGUUCCUGACACACAAUCGGACAAGCUGCUGUUAUCCAGUUGGGGUUUACCCACCCCAGUCUUGGAGUGUUACCACAAGCACAGAGUAACCCACAUGUUUGCCUGGCAGGCUGAGUGCCUCAGCCUUGGUCAGGUUCUGCAGGGAGGUAACCUGGUCUACUCUGCUCCAACAAGUGCUGGAAAGACUCUGGUGUCUGAGUUGCUGAUGCUGAAGCGCGUGUUGGAGACUAAAAGAAAAGCUCUCUUGAUUUUGCCAUUUGUUUCUGUGGCCAAAGAGAAAAUGCACUACCUUCAGAGCGUAUUUGAAACGGCGGGUGUGCGUGUGGAUGGCUACAUGGGAAGUACAUCAGCUGCUGGCGGUUUUACCGCUGUGGACGUGGCUGUCUGCACCAUAGAGAAGGCCAACUCUCUCAUUAACAGACUAAUGGAGGAAGACAACAUAGCUUUACUUGGUAUGGUCGUGGUGGAUGAGUUGCACAUGGUUGGAGAUUCCGGAAGGGGAUAUCUGCUUGAACUUCUCUUGACCAAAAUUCGCUACAUUGCACAGAAGCGCAACACCGCCGGGUCACUUUCUGAGGGGGUGCAGAUAGUAGGUAUGAGUGCCACUUUGCCCAACUUGUCCCUCCUGGCCAACUGGUUAGGUGCAGAGCUUUAUCAGACCGACUACCGACCGGUACCCUUGCAGGAGCGCCUUAAGUUGGGCUGCAGCAUCUACGACAAGAGCCUCUCUGUGGUUCGACACUUCACUCCAGCACUCCCAAUAAAGGGGGAUGAUGAGCACAUAGUCAGUUUGUGUUAUGAGACAGUGCGGGAGGGCCAUUCCGUGCUGCUGUUCUGCCCCUCCAAGAACUGGUGUGAGAAACUAGCCGACAGUAUUGCCAGAGAGUUCUUCAACCUCAAACAUACUGAACACGAGGGCGAAUUAGAACCCCAACCAGUGUGCUUGGAUCAGGAGGGACUAGUGGAUGUCAUAGCCCAAUUGAGUCGGACUCCAGCAGGAUUGGAUCCUAUUCUGAAACGCGCGGUGCCAUGGGGGGUGGCCUUUCACCAUGCUGGUCUGACAUUUGACGAACGUGACGUUUUGGAAGGGGCAUUUCGUCAGGGCAUGGUCAGGGUCUUGGCCGCCACCUCCACUCUCUCGUCAGGGGUCAAUCUCCCGGCCCGCAGGGUCAUCAUUCGAACCCCGACCUUCAAUGGACACCUGCUGGACCCGCUUACAUACAAACAGAUGGCUGGACGAGCAGGGAGGAAAGGAGUGGACACCACGGGUGAGAGUGUGCUGGUGUGUAAGGAGGCGGAGCGUCAGAAAGGUGUUAGUCUCCUUACAGGCGAUCUUCAGCCAAUCAGGAGCUGCUUAGUGAGAAGGCAGGGAGACGGUGUCACCACCAGCAUGCUGCGAGCCAUUCUGGAGAUCAUUGUGGGAGGAGUAGCCAGCACUCCCCAGGAUGUGAGGUUAUAUGCUUCAUGUUCACUUCUGGCCGCUGGCAUGAAAUGUAACAGCAAACAGGACUCACAGGAAGACAGCAACAGGGGGGCAAUUGAGGCCUGUGUUGAAUGGCUCAUGGAGAAUGAAUUUAUCAGUGUUCAGAAAGACGGUGAAGAAGAGCAAUACUGUCCCACUCAACUCGGUGCCGCCACUUUGUCCUCCUCCCUCUCUCCUACCGAGGCGCUGGGAAUAUUUGCGGAUCUGCAGCGGGCUAUGAAGGGCUUUGUGCUGGAAAACGACCUGCACAUUCUCUAUCUGAUCACCCCAUUGUAUGCAGAGUGGACUACAAUAGAUUGGUAUCAGUUCUUCUGUCUGUGGGAACAGCUGUCCACAUCGAUGAAGAGAGUGGCUGAGUUGGUGGGCGUCCAGGAGGGUUUCCUGGCUCGCUCAGUCGGCGCAAAACUUGUCGCCAAGACUGAGAAGCAAUGCAGACAAAUAGCAAUCCAUAAAAGGUUCUUCACCACUCUCGUACUGCACGAUCUGGUCAAAGAGGUACCAUUGGCAGCAGUGGCAUCCAAGUACAACUGCAAUCGUGGGCAGUUGCAGUCUCUCCAACAGUCUGCUGCCACAUAUGCAGGUAUGGUAACAAUGUUCUGUAGGCGUCUGGGUUGGGGUAACAUGGAGCUGCUGCUGUCGCAGUACCAGACUCGCCUGAGCUUCGGCAUCCAGCGUGAGCUUGUGGACCUGGUAAGGGUUUCCCUUCUGACUGCGACACGGGCCCGGGCGCUCUACGCACAAGGCUUGUGCACUGUCGCUGAACUAGCCAGGGCUUCAGUAGCCGAUGUGCAGAAAGCUCUGAGGAACGCUGUCCCAUUUAAGAGCUCCAAGCGUGCAGUGGAUGAGAACGAAGUGGAGGCUGUGGAGCGACGGAACCUCCGCUGCGUUUGGGUGAGUGGCGGGCGGGCGCUGACCGAGCAGGAAGCGGCCGUUGCGAUAGUAUCGGAGGCGAAGCUCCUUCUUCAGAGAGACUUGGCGCAGCUGGGCAUUCAGUGGGACCCAGCAGCGCUUCUCUCUUGUGCUCCCGCUGUCCGUAUCGCACAACAAGGUGAGACUGGUGUUGUUAAAGGCCACCAACAGGAAGAUACUGUUCAGAAAAAUACGAUGGUGGAUGCUAAUACGAUUGCACAGCGAUCUCAAGGAGAACCUAGAGGAGAUCACGGGACAUGCAAACCUGAGAUGACCGAUAUCGAAGCAGAACUAGAUAAGCAAAGCAAGGAAGAAUUGAGUGAGCAGAGAAAGGAAUCCAAAGCUGCAAACACAAAAAGUGAAGCUAAUCUGGAAAAGAGAGAUCCGAGAAGCCAGGAGGUAAAAACAUUAAUGCAGGAAGGAGUCCCAAUUCAAGUUUCAAUCAGAAAGGAAACACAUCAGCCUAAUGGUCCAGUAAAAAGUAUGACACAAGAAUUGGCUGAAAUUGUGUCCACCCCGAUGCAUCAACUCCAACAACCUUCUGAACCAGAUCUCGCACUAAUGCCUCUUCCUCGGUUGAGAGCACCAAGUGCCAAGUUAGAAGAAGACCCAAGUGGCCACUCAAAGACAUCAGACGAUGCUUCAAGGCUUGGCAUGUCACCUAUGCAGCCAGGGAAACUGAAGCAUUCAAGGAUCUUAAACAAAGUCCUUCAAUCCAUACAAACUGACAAAAAGCUACAAAAUUCAACUGGGCUGACUUCACAUGCCUUAAACGCCGCCGCUGAUCUUGCACCUGGCUCUGCUCAAAACGCUCUAACCAAACUUCAUCUGGACAAAGAAGAAGACGUGUCAGAGUCCUCUCGUCCUGCCUCACCCCCAGGAUCAUCGCCUGAGACCAAGCGAAGAUGGGCAGAGGCUGCAAAGGUGGACAUGUUUUCAUCUCCAGAGCUCUACAUAGGAGAGAAUCCAAGUGAAGAAGUGCGGCCAGAGGUCAAUCUGGGAGAAGAGACGUUUGGUGACAGUUUUGAAUUGGACACUCAGACUGAACGGAUAAUUCUCCAGCCAGUUAUAGAACACUGCGAUGGAAAUAAUGGACAUCCACAGGAUUUGAACGAUAGUGGUCAUCUUCAAAAUGAGGCAAUGGUAGAAGCCAACGUGGAGCAGGAUAUCGAAGACAGAGGAAGUGCCGGACUUGAAACCCUGAACAGCAAAUGCCCAUUGUUCAAUAUUUCUCUGACCGACAGCCAGAUGAAGCUCAUCCUUGACACCAGUCAUCAGAAUUCUGCUGUCGACAACGUGGAUGACGGUAACAAUAAUACUGGCGCCGGCGGUGCUGAGGAGGAUCCCAACAGAAGCAGCAGCUUCUUAUUUGACAGCCUGUAUGAGAACUCUCUGAGCCCACACCAGACAGACCAGGAUCGAUUAGCCUUCGAGGAGCAGGGCAGGCAGCAGGCGAGAAGCAUCCACCCCCAACUGUCCCCCCAAGAAAAACGUCGCAGCGAGGUCCUCUUCAACCAGGAAGUUGAGAAGCAUGAAGCGAUCCAGUGGGGUGGGUCUUCUUUCAACCUGUCCGAGUGGGGCGAUUCUUUACUGGUGGGAGAGCAUUUUCUGGAAAGACAGGAGGCCAAUCACAUGGAAGGUGAUGUUCUUCCUGAGGAUCACUUCACAUCUGCGCAAGCUGAGCCACAAUCUUUACUGCCCAGAACAAGCCAGGGAAGGCUGACUGAGGAAUGUAACAAGAAUGAACAGGAAGGUGAACUCAUCUCCCGACCAUCAGGUGAUAUCAUUUCAAAACAAUCACAUGCCGAUGUUGCACGUCAGAGCAGCUUUUACUGCAGUCCUGGUCUUCAGGAGAUCUUCGAUUGCUGGCCCAGUAUGUCUGAUCAACCUGUGCAAAACUGUACAUUGGGACACAUAAACAAUAAUAAGCAAAUUCCUCCAUCAUACCCUGUAGAGGCUCCCAAAAAGUCUCCUCCGUCCAUGCGGGGGAGGAAAAAAUGCCCAAGGCCGGUCAAUACAAACCCGGAGUCUGAUUCUGUUCAGCCACAACCAUCACGAGAGGCAACAGAGAGUGGAACGCAGAGGCCUGGCUCUGUUGCAGAUUUGAUACCCCCCACUCAGGAGACAGCACCUGUGACGCCCAGAAUAAAGUUAACCACUACGUCUAUCCAGUCGCCCCUCACCACCCAGCCGCUCAUUCAGUCGACCCCCUUGGGCGUCCUGCCUGGGAGACCUCCAAAAUAUUCUGCGAGUGAUCUAACGGGAGUUUUUCAUAAAUCCAAAAGCCAAAGUCCUUCUAAUGGCCCUGCUCUGCACCUUCCCUGUGAGAGUACAUCGCCGGACCCCUCCGAGGGCUUCUCUCUUCAGCUUUCACAAGAUGCAUCGUUCUCCUCCAGCAACUGUGGCACAUUCUCAAUCAUUGACGUUUCAAGUGACAAGCGCCUUUUCGAGACAUUUGUCAAGGAGUGGAAAACUAAAGAACGCUACUCUCUGGCUUUGGCCUGUGAAAGGGUCGAGCGCCAGCAGGAGCCAGAAGAGGAAAUAGGUGGGAAACAUAAGAGAGCGCAACAGAAGCUCCAAGGUGCUGAUGGUUUUCCUGUAAGAGGCAGUGAUGGACUGCUCCUGAUUGGACUGUCUGUCUGCUGGGGAGCAAGAGAUGCAUUCUACAUAUCCUUUCAGCGAAAGCAGAACAAAGGUUUGAGUUUAAGCCUUGCCCCUCCGGAUGUGGAUGACAGUUUGCCAGUAGGUGAGAGGCUUGAGCAUGUGAAAACCCUUCUCAGCCAGCCUUCAGCUGCAACGGUUGUCACGUAUGACAUCAUCCAGGUGUACAAAAAGCUGGUGUUGAGCUGCAGCAUCAGCUUGGAGGGAAACUGUGAAGAUCCCAAGGUGGCAUGCUGGCUGAUAGACCCUGGCACUGAGGAGAGGACUCUGGUCAAUAUGAUUACCGUCUACUGUCCAGAAGAGCUCCCUCUGUUGGAUGGCCUUGGGAAUGCGCACGCCCACUGUCCCCGUGUGAGGGCAGCGACCACUAGUGUGCUUGUAUACACCGCCAUGAACCAUCUCAAUACUCUACUCGACAAAGACGGUACACUCGAAUACUUCAGGAGCGUCGAGAUGCCUUCGCAUGUGUGUCUGGCUCUGCUGGAACUCAAUGGAGUGGGAUUCAGUGUUGACGAGUGUGAGAGACAAAAGCAUGUGAUGCAAGCCAAACUGGCAGCGCUGGAAUCUCAAGCCUACGAGCUGGCGGGACACGGCUUCUCCCUUACCAGCAUUGAUGACAUAGCGCAGGUUUUAUUCCUAGAGCUCCAUCUGCCUCCAAACGGUGACAUAAGCACAUCAAAGAGCAAGAAGACCCUCGGAUACACCCGCAGAGCCGGAGGGAGAGUUCGGCUGGGGAAGCAGUUCAGCACGACCAAGGAUGUUCUGGAGAAGCUCCGGCCUCUGCAUCCCCUCCCAGGCGUGAUUCUAGAGUGGAGGAGGAUCACCAAUGCUUUGACUAAAGUGGUGUUUCCACUGCAGAGGGAGAAGCAGUAUCACACUACACUGGCCAUGGAUAGAAUCUACCCCAUCGCCCAGACGCACACAGCUACAGGGCGAGUGAGCUUUACAGAGCCUAACAUACAGAAUGUGCCCAAAGACUUUGACAUUUGCAUGCCUACCGUAGUGGGAGAGAGCCCGUCUUCACAAGAUGGCCGCUACAAGAGCAAAUAUGGAAAGAAGAGACGUUCUUUAGCCCCGUCGGUUUCCACCAACGAGGCUGCCAAUCCAGGCCCGUCUUUCUCCGUCAGCAUGAGACAUGCUUUUGUACCCUUUUCAGGCGGGAUGAUAUUGGCGGUCGAUUACUCCCAGCUGGAGUUGAGGGUACUGGCUCACCUGUCCAAAGAUCAACGUCUUCUGCAGGUGCUAAAUGGGGGCGCCGACGUGUUUCGCUGCAUCGCCGCCGAAUGGAAAAGCAUCAACCCAGACACUGUCAACGACAACCUCAGACAGCAAGCCAAACAGAUUUGCUACGGCAUCAUUUACGGGAUGGGAGCCAAGUCUUUAGGGGAGCAGAUGGGCGUGGAGGAGAAUGACGCAGCUUGCUAUAUUGAGAGUUUCAAGGCCAGAUACAAAGGGAUCAACACUUUCCUCAGAGAAACGGUGAAGAAGUGCGUCAAGGAUGGUUACGUUCAAACUCUGAUGGGACGUCGCAGAUACCUUCCUGGGAUCACCAGCACAAAUCCUCAUGUCAAAGCACACGCGGAGCGUCAAGCAGUGAACACAACUGUCCAGGGCUCAGCAGCAGACAUCGUUAAACGAGCCACCGUCAACAUUCACAGGCGGCUGAGAAAAACAUACCCGAAAUCUCCACUCUCUCAUCAGCACACACAUGCAGGUACAGCGGGUCAUCUUCGGAGGGGCGCACACUUGAGAGGAGCCUACUUUGUCCUGCAGCUCCAUGACGAACUGUUUUAUGAAACUACAGAAGAGAAUCUCAUACAGGUGGCUCAGAUAGUGAAGAGGGAGAUGGAGGCAGCAGUAAAACUUUACGUGAAGCUAAAAGCCAAAGUCAAAGCAGGACCUAGCUGGGGGAAUUUGCAGGACUUGGAUAUUUAAUAUACUGUACUGUUCUGUGUAUAAUCUGUCAUAUUUAACUACAGAAUGAUGUUUUUAAUCAAUAGCAUAAAUAAUGAACUAGUAAUUGCAUUUUUAAAGGUAAAGGAAGUGGUGAACAUACUUAUUUGAAAACUGCCAAUUUGAGAUGUUUUUUAAACUGUACUGAUGAGUAUCUGAACAUGUAUAUCAAUGACACUAAGCAAUGAAAUAAAUUAAUCUUGACAAUA